AUUCAUAUUAUGCUAAACUUAGAAAUAUUAACGAAUUAGCCCGACCAUUGGCUGUUGCAGGUUUUAAUCUCCUUGUAAGAUCUAAUAAAAUGAGAAAAAAGAUGACAGGUAGAUCCCACCCAGUUCCUGUUAAUAAUCCAUAUAAUGCUAAUGCUUCAAUCAAUAAUGAGGCAGAGUUCUUGAAUUGGUUACAAGGCAAAUAUCGGGAA
Molecule: messenger RNA, 209 nt
Organism: Funneliformis geosporum
Lineage: Eukaryota; Fungi; Glomeromycota; Glomeromycetes; Glomerales; Glomeraceae
Source: the annotation of a GenBank genome assembly